Messenger RNA from Anneissia japonica, 1844 nucleotides. RefSeq names its product SOSS complex subunit C-like. Lineage: Eukaryota; Metazoa; Echinodermata; Crinoidea; Comatulida; Comatulidae. The coding region runs from base 122 to 454 and encodes 110 amino acids. The record is from RefSeq and is a predicted model, not a curated record. Gene Ontology annotation, biological process: DNA repair. Gene Ontology annotation, cellular component: nucleus; SOSS complex; nucleoplasm. The transcript is spliced from 5 exons.
ACCAUAUCUUUCUCUUUCCUCUAAUCACCCGGCAGUCCUGUGGUCGUGGUAGCCUACUAUACGCUCGAGUAUCGUGUUCGCUCGUUUGAUAGUUUUCGAAAUCAAUCAGGGCUACUAGAGGAUGUCUAAUUCAGGCGCAAGUGGUGGACAAGAGCAACAAAAUUUAACCAUACUGGAGAAUUUAAGAAUGAAGAAGAUGCGAAUGAUGAUGCAAGGACCAUCUAACAGUGCUAGUGGUAGCAGCGGAAGUAGUGGAACCUCCAACCAAUCAAAGAUUGGUUAUCCAGGACGAUCUAGUGUUUCAAGAGAUCCAUCCGAGGCCCAUCAUUCGGCUAUGCAGCAGAAACAAGCUUUACAGCAUGCCCAAUCCAAUUCAUUUGCAUACUAUGUGACCCAGGACUCAUCGUUUGGAAACCUUAUACUUCCUGUUAUACCAAGACUUCCUGCCGAAUGAAAACAGUUGGAAAUGUUAUGUCACGAUGAACACAGGAAAAAAAAUUGGGAAGUUGUUGUUGCCUGAAACUGUAGCAGGACAAGUUAAUGGUGAAGAUGAAUACCAAGUAAAAUGCCACCAACUGUCAGCAGAUUUUGGGUCACAUUGGGGGCAUUUGUUACCAACAGCUGCUUGAUGCAAAGUGUCUUAGCCCUAACACAUGCAAUACUGAGGGUGAUAUUUGUUAUAAGGCAUUGUAAAAUCAGAGUUAAGUUAGUUAAAUACAGAUUUUCCUAUUCUGAUUUCAAUUCACUUCAAUUUAUUUCAUUAUUUCAGUCACAAUAUACAAUUGCAAAUUAUAGUAUAAUAAUACAAAAUAAGUAAUCCCUUUGAGUGGUGGCUCCAGAAAUUGACCAAAAGGGGGGUCCUGAAUCAAGGGGCUAACUAGAUCUGCCUCGGUCCCAGAAUAUAAAUUCCUGGUUGGGUUCAUGGAGAAAGUUUUUACGGCUUAGUAUGGCCCAAAAUUGUGAUACAGUAUUAGUGAUUGGCAAUCAAAAUAUAAAUAACGUUAGGCAAAUUAAUAUUUCUGGCUCGUCCUGGCGUCCAACAACGGUGGGUGGGGAGGGGCAGGCCUGGCAAAAGCGAAUACAGGUCAGUGUUACUGAUUGAACAAACUCUGUGCAAUUUAUGAUUUAUGGUGAACCUUUUUGAAAUAAUAAAAUAUUUCACCGUGCAUUCUGAAAAGUCUACAAACAAAUCUUUGCCAUAGUUAUGAAGACAUUGUAAUCUUUCUUUGUAUUGUUAUUUUAUGUUUGUACAUCUAUUAAGAUUUUUAGAAAUUAAUAGAAUAUUUUUAUAUUUGUAGUCAAGCCUAACUGAUUUAGUCUGAAUAUAUUUUGGUAUGUUUCAAAUGCAAUUACCACUGGAGGAAAUUAUCAGUUUUUAUGAAAAAAAUAUGAAUAAAAUUUGCCAACAUAAUUUUGUUGAAAGACAGAUUACAGUACUACCAUUAAGUAAAAUUAAAUGUAACACAAAUAGUAGAUAAAUAAUAGAAUAGAAAAAGUGACAUACCAACAAUUUUACUAUAAUAUAUAUCACUAGUCAAUCCAACAAAGAGGAGAUUAAAUUAAUAUUGUUUAUUAUAAAUUGUAUCAAAUGAUUUAGUCAAAUGUAGUUAUAAUUUCUUUGGCAACCUAUACAAUAUUGAUAUUAUGUCAAAUGUCAAAUUUGUUUACAAGACCUAAUAUUAUUUCCUUUCCCAAAAGGCAUUCUUUUGAAAGGAAAUAUACAUAAGGAAAAACAUUUUUGUUAUACCUUGUUUUAGCAAACCUGCUGCCUGCCAAUAAUGAUGAUUUCGAAUAAAAAUAAAAUUUUUUUUUUUGCCACAUUAGCGCACAUGCCACCACAAAAA